AUGCCCGCUAUGCGCUUCGGUCGUUGCAUAACGACGUCACUUCUUUCCCGGCUUUCCAAACGGAAUUCAUGGCAGGCCGCACCUUCACGGAAGUGUUACCGCAUCUUCUCCGAUCGUCAAUGGCAUGCCGCUCUAGAUUUCAUAAACAAAUCCAUCUCUAGCCGCCGCGACGCCUACGUGUACCAAGUACCAAACAAGAAAAGUCCUGAACUUCCCCCGUCUAUCGCCAUCGUGCCCUCUUCCUCAUUGUGGUCCAUCUGUGAAACUGAGAAGACACAGUGCAUCUCGAGGGAACGUCACGAUGGAAGGGGAGGAAUAGCAUGUGUGCUACUAGGCUUUGAUGAAGUUCAAACCUACAUGGCAACGUACACCCCGUUCUCAUCCGUCAUGCCCUCCUCGAUUUCAUCCCAACAAGACAGGCAAGGGCUCACGCCUCUCCGACCUUCCCUUCCCCUUCUCCUACCCAUGACCAACUCUGGGCUGCUGCUGCACAAGAUCCCCGGGAUUCGACUUCCAUUCCCUGUAGCCGCUACCUUCACCUCCGUUGGUGAUCGACGGAGGAUUCGACUAGCCCCUCCUGCCCUUUCGAACUUUGUCGUUUCUGCUCUCGGCAGCUCACAAUUUACUCUCUCCGCUUAUAGGGAAAAGCCGAGCAUGACUGACCGAUUGGACCAUUUGUGGGAUCUCGUCGAUGGCAAGGAUACCAUGACGUUGGGUUAUCGUGUUCUUCGUGCCCAAUCAUAUUGGGCUUCCCGCGUCGGCGGGCCAAGCGAAGUCGACGUCCGCGUAUCUAAUCACCGACUCACAGCACUAGCUAAAAGCUCAACGUUCAACGCUUGUCUUCGGACUUCAACGAAUCGCUCUUUUAACAACCUCAGAGUGCGGCGCUGGAUCGAUGCACAUCGGUGGAUUUGGAAAAUCCUGACGGACAGCUUCUGCAUAGGCUCCCUCCCUCCUGGACCCAGAACGUCGACGACACAUGCCUUACAAUUUAACUCUUCCUAUACGAGCGUAGACUCCACAAUCAAGGAAUCCGCUCGCUUGCAAGUCAACGAGACCGCCAACCCGGAGGGAUUUGAGCCAACGUCUACAAUCACCUUGCAAACGAUCACCGAUCAUACGUUGACUGAGGAUCAUGAGUUGCAUAGGGGACUAUCUGCUCCCCACUUGCGUUCGUUGCUCAAAGGCAGAAUGGGAGCGGAGCUGCUGCUCACAAACUUCAUCCUCGCAAUCUUCUCUCCGCGCUUCGAGAUCUCCUAA
Molecule: messenger RNA, 1260 nt
Organism: Laccaria bicolor S238N-H82
Lineage: Eukaryota; Fungi; Basidiomycota; Agaricomycetes; Agaricales; Hydnangiaceae
Exons: 11
Coding region: 1-1260 (419 amino acids)
Source: RefSeq, a predicted model, not a curated record